Messenger RNA from Schistocerca nitens (vagrant locust), 606 nucleotides. RefSeq lists its product as uncharacterized. Lineage: Eukaryota; Metazoa; Arthropoda; Insecta; Orthoptera; Acrididae. Bases 1 to 606 code for a protein of 201 amino acids. The transcript is spliced from 6 exons. The record is from RefSeq and is a predicted model, not a curated record.
AUGAGGAUACACAACACACAGCAGCAGCUGAAUGACAUGGUCAUGAAGUUGACUAUUCCCGCAUGGGGAGGCUCCCUUACGUCACUACAACCAGGAUCAUCUGUUAUUGGUGCUAUAGAAGGGGCUACAGCUCAAGCAGAGUUCACAUUUGACUUCCUGAUAUUGUUGCUAAUUGCUGGGUUUGUUGCAGCUCUUGGUCUCAUGGAAAACAGUAUUAUGAUACUCAUUGCAAGUAUGCUUAUAUCACCUCUCAUGGGACCUGUGUUAUCCUGUGCUGUUGGAGCAAUGACAAGAGACAUACAACUGGUGAAAAUGGGUAUAUUAAAUGAAAUUUUUGGUCUCAUGUUUUGUAUAAUAGAAGGAUUCUUUUGUGGUCUUAUUAUUGGUCUAUCAACGGAACACUUUGGUACAGGUGAAUGGCCCACAGAAGAAAUGAUUUCUAGAGGAGAAUUACCUUCGGUCUGGAUGGGAAUGAUAAUUGCUGUCCUAUCUGGCAUUGCAGUAGCCAUUUCAGAAUUAGGACAGAAGACAUCCUCACUUGUUGGUGUUGCCAUAUCUGCGUCUCUUCUACCACCUGCAGUGAAUACAAUAUUCAUCCUAAAUUAG